Messenger RNA from Leptidea sinapis, 5115 nucleotides. Its product is annotated as probable WRKY transcription factor protein 1. Lineage: Eukaryota; Metazoa; Arthropoda; Insecta; Lepidoptera; Pieridae. Bases 20 to 4591 code for a protein of 1523 amino acids. The transcript has a single exon. The record is from RefSeq and is a predicted model, not a curated record.
GGGGUUCGUGAUGUGAACAAUGUACAUAACUACUGUAUAUCUAGUGCUACAGUGUACUGUGUGUCUCACCAUACGCGUACCAGUGAACUGGGAUAAUGAUAGUGAAGUGACAGAAAAGCCAAGUGAACUUAACUCACAACAGUACUUUCAAUACACAGCUAGCAAACCUCAGUUUGCUGUUGACGUCGCUAAAUUUCACGGUGUAAAGAAUCCAGAAAAGCAUUAUGAAACGUACCCCAUAAGACCAUACACAGAUGUCGAAAAACCUAGUUUUGGACAGCACAAAUUACUUGAUAAUGGCAAUGAGAAGUAUCAAAAUUAUCAAGAAUAUGUGCAUAAAAACACAGGGUCAGGCUAUGUUAGCCCUAUAACUAACAGCUAUGAGGUUUAUCAUCCAUAUAAAUUGGAAGAGCCAGCUCUUCAAGCAAUAUAUAAAGAUCCCGUGUUACAAAAAAUUCGCAAUGAUGUUAAGAGCGCCAAAAAUCAAUUAAAUGAAUAUGAACACAACACGGGUGAAUCUAAUAUAAGCAAAGACGAAUAUUUAGAACAUCCUACUCAGACUGAUAGAAGAAAAGUUCCGCAACACAAUAUACCUGCUCGAUAUGAAAUUCAUGUUCCGCAACGACGCCCUAUUUAUUAUAAACCAAACCCAAUAAAUAAUAAUAGACAUAAAAUAUUAAAUCAAAAGUUAAAGCAUCCUUGGCAUCAAAACUAUGUCAAAGUUGCACCAAUACAUUAUCGGCCACUAAAAAAUCAUUUGCUUCGACUGAGACAGCAACAUGCAUUAACUUAUGGCGAUGAACGUAAUGAGUAUCCUCAAACUUUAAAAACUGAAGAGCUGAAUGACAAACCUGAUGGAUAUGAUAUUUUUGAGACUGGAAAACAAAAUUUCAAUAAAAUAAGAAACAACUUUGAUGAAAAAAUUAAUGAAGCUGUUUUAAAGAAUAGACCAUCAUCGAAUGAAAAACUAGAACUACAACGGGACACAGAAGAAGGAACAGCAGCUGCAAUUAUAGAUGAAAACGAAUUCGUACCCAUUAAAAAUUAUGCACAAGUUAGAAAAACAGAAACUAUUAAACAUGUACCAAAAUCAUCAGCAUACAAAGAUGCACAAAGUUUAGAAGAGAUUCAAAACGCACCAAGAUUAAGAGAAGCAGUUAAAAGUAGUAAAAACCAAGUUGUUUAUUCAGAAGAAGGCUACGAGGACUCGGCAUAUGAUCAUGGCGGUGAGCAUAAACACGCAUCUGAUCAUGAAGGUCAUGGAGGGUUCUUAAAAGAAAAUGAAGCCAGUAAAGGAAAGUAUAAAAUACCAUCGAUAGCUGCUAGUUUUGAAGAUGAAGGCAAAUUAUCGUCAGGACACCAAUUAAAACAUAAUAAAAAAUAUAGUGAUGAGUAUCACAACGCUGAUGAUGAAACAGAAGUUGAAGAUUAUUCUGAGAAUGAGAAAGAUUACGCAGAUAAUAAUGAUAACAACCCAUUAAUAGAUGUCAGUGAAAAUAUAGGGCGUAAAAAUGUUGAUAAUGAUGACGAAGUACGUCAAGAAAGUAAUGACAAUUACGAUACCGUAAGUGAUCAUGAUAUAUCAAAACGAGAUACGAUAUCACCACUAGAAAAAUUGAAUUCCACUCUCGAAAAAUCUAAAAUGAAUGAGGUGGUAUCAAAAUCCCAUUUAACGUCAGUAUUAAAAAAGUAUCCCUACUAUAAUAAAAAUAUGAAAUCUCUACAUUACAAUUCACCUUUACGAUAUGCAGAAGAUCUAAAACUAAUACCUAAAAAAAAUAAGGAUCCUGCUGCUUUUUAUCACUCAAGGUCAAAUCUGCGUUGCCCUGAUAUAGAAAUUGAAUUGAAUCCAAUACCAGAUAAAUUGAAUAAAAAUGGACACCCUGACGAAAGCGAAGAGGUCGAAGAUGAAGACCUCGAUGACAGUGAAAACAAAAAGAGUGAUAAGGAAUUUGAAAGUUUUGAAAAAAAGCAAAGGCUUAAAGGGCUUGGUGACAAAAUUGACUGCUUGAAAAUAAAAUAUUUUGGUUCGGAUCCAUUGGAUAGUCCCUUUUUUAAGGAAGAAUAUGUAGAUAGCGUACAUCCUCUAAGCGAUUCAGAAGCAAUUAAUUUACAUAAUUCAAAUGAAGCAAUUCAAGCAAGUAAUAUUUCUUCAAGACUAUCUGUAGGCAAUGGUAUAGUUGCAGAUAAAAUUCAACCUCUAGCUUUUAACUAUAGCUCAAAUCCACUUUACCACAUUGGAGAUUUCAAUGGCCCUAAUAAUACGAAUCAAAAUAUAGACACAAAUCUAUCAAACGCUACCAAAAAUUCUAAUGGAACUAAAAAUAUAGACCAGUCGAACAGUAAAGUAUCAAAUGCAGAGUUUAUACAAUUUUUGAAUAAAGAAGAUACAAACAAAAAACCUCUUGUCUUGAGGAAAAGAAGAGCUACAUCGUUCAACUAUGAACCUUAUAAAGUAAUUCAAGAAAAUAAAUUACAUGAUUUAAGAAAGAUUGCAACUACAGGAAAUGUUAACCCUCUCUUAAAACAAUUGCAGGCAAAUAAAAUAAUUGAAAAAUCUCAGUCACAAAAAGACAGUAAAUCAGUUGAAAAAGUUGAUAUACCUGAAAACAACAAAUUGUCUCGCGUUUUUAACAUAAGUGCUGAAAUGCACAAGCAAGAACCACAAUUAGAGCAAAAGUUAUCAAACCAUAAGCCCUUUUAUUCCCCUGUUGAAGACAGAACUUCAGUUACAAUGGACCAAUAUAAUAACAGAGUAAAAUUUAAUAAUGACGAUGUAUCAAAAUUAAAGAAGAGAUCAAAUCAAAAUCAAGUACAAUCAAAACCCCGUCAUGUUGAUAUGGAAAUUCAAACAAUUGCAGCGAGUAACAACGUUGAAAAGAUUAUUCGCACGACAACAAUAAAAGCAAUUGCUAAAAAAUAUAACGAAGAAGAUGAUUAUUAUGAUGAAUAUGAAGAUGAAGAUGGUGAAACAAUAGCCUCUACAACCACUACUACCCUUAAACCAAAAAUAAAAAUAAGAAUUCACCUAGCUGAAAUUAAAAAACCAACACAGGAACAUCAUAUAAUGGAUGAGACUGAACCCUUAAAAUUACAACUUACAACAAGAUUUAGAAGUACAACUGAGAAAGCAUACAAGGAACUUGAUGACAGUAGUAAUAAGUCUGAAUUUGAAGUGACAACUCAUUCGCCCAAAUACAAAGAAAAGAAAAAAAAGAGUACAAAGACCACUUUUGUGACAGAUACAGAAUCAUAUGGAGAUGAUAAUGAUGAUAUGAAAAAGGAAGAAAUUGAUGCAUUGAUUGGAGUUCAACACGAUAUGGAUGAAUAUAUGCCAACAUAUGAAAAAGAAUAUCUUGGAAAAAAUACUAAGAUAAAUAACAGAAAUGAAAAUUAUAAUAGCGAUAACGGUGGUGAGAGCGAAAAUGACCAUGGCAACGAAUCUGACUUAGAAGAAGAAGAAGAAGAUGGUGAUGAUGAUGAAGAAGAUGAUGAGAAUGACACAGAUGAUGAUGAAGAGGAGGAAGAUGAUGAUGAAGAGGAUGAUGAAAUAAAUAAUAAUCGAUCUGUUAAUAAUACUCGUAGCAGUGAAAAUGUUUAUAAGAAUGACACUACCUAUAACAAAUCUGAAAGUCCGUUAAAAAUAGAAAUUACUACAUCUGAACCAACAAAAAGAACAUUACUUAGAACAACAGAUAAACCAAUUAUUACUACUGUAAAAAAUUCUCAAAAUCACCAAUUAAAACCAAAUGUUUACAGAAAGAAAAUUGAAAUUCAUAAAGAAUUGCCUGUUAACAAGUCAUCUCCACACAUCACUCACUUCAAGCAAGAUAUAAAGGAGGUAGAAAUUGUUAAGGAACUUGAUGUACCUAAACAACCACCAAAGCUAGUUAAUAAGAACUUAGAACAAUUAGAGCUAUAUAAAAGCGAUAAUUUAGCAAAAGAAAUAAAUGAGUUAGGAGGAGUCGAAAUAUUCAUAGAUGAUCUAGAUUUGGAAUCUGGUCCAAAACAUGGUGGAAAUUAUAGAAGCAUUAGUGCCGAGGACUUGGAAAAGGAACAAGAGGAAACAAAGAAAGGCGACACAGAAGCCUCACAAAGUCAAACAAAAAAAUCAAUUGAGUUGGUCACAUCUCCCACUUCAAACAGCCCCAAAUCCAGAAGUGAUGUUAUUCGAUCAAGGAGUUCCAAUCCGCGACGUGGAAGAACAGAAAAUGUACCUUCAAGGCAGAAUACCAGAAAUCGUUUUGCAUCUAGCUUCACUAAAAGUGGAAAACUAAUCGAAUUAAAAGAUGAAAAAACAGACAAUUAUGGAAGUACGCAAGAUGGAAACUUUAGAUCUUAUAAUUCACGAAAUAAUGAAAGGCCUAUGCAUGGCGGAAAUUACAGGAGUGCUAAACUUAUACAGGCUGACACUAACCAGCCUACAUCGACUACCAUUAUUCCAACAACCCGAAGGUAUAACAUAAGGCGCAGUCGUAAAAACGAGGCUGAAUUGUUAAACAGGUAUGCUCAGGCAGUCCCUAUUCUGACUACGACGCCACCUUUCAUCUUAGACCCAAGCAAAAGAAUGUAUUAUUAUGUCGAGGCUUAACUGAUAUAGUAACAUACAUACCGUAUAAGCUACUGGUCAAAGUGGGGUGCCAAAAUAUAUCUAUGAUCUACUGAUGAAUGUGUGGAUGAAGGUGUUAAUAAUUUAUUUUAUUUUUUGUAUUAAUUAGUUGAUUUCUGUGAUAAUUUUGUUAACGUGUAGUGUUAUCUGAUUAUAAUAUAGAUUUUUAUAUAUUGAGUAACUAAUAAUAAAAAAUUGGCUCACGUAAAACAUAUUUUAUUUUGAAGUUUUUACUAGAAUUAUGUAACAGCUAUUUAAAAUUGUAUGCUUAAUGUAUAUGUCGUCAUUAUCAACAUGGAACCAAUAACUAUUAAUAUAUUAUAAUUAAAUACUUAAAUAAAAUAAUAGAAUUUUAGUCAUAAUAUCAUGUAACUUUUAAUUAUUAAUAAUAUAAGACAUAAUUAUUAUGUUUUAUUUAUAACAAAUAUAUGCAUGCAUAAAACAUCAUAUUUGUUAGUUUUAUUGCACUGACGACUUAAAAUGUAUAAAGUCUUAUCAACUAUACA